GGCCACUCGUCCUGUUGAUAUCACCCAGUCAACAUGAAGCCCUUGAGAGCGCUGAGCGUGCUGCUGCUGGUGUGGCAGAGCCGAGCUGAGUACAGCAGUGAAGCCUCCAGCGGCGGUAUUCAGGCCGGCGGAGACCUCAGCGCUCCUGUGGGCGGAUCUUACGGCGACGAUCAGCGAGACUUCAGUGGGGGCGGUGGCAGCCACCUUGGUGGUGACUCCUUCGUGGGUGCUCAGAGCCACUUAAUCGCCGGAGGAGGACAGGGGGGAUUUACCAGUGGAGGUGGUGGAGGUGGACUACAUGGGGAUGACUCCUAUGGCGGUGCUGGGAGUGGCUCUCUAGGUGGCUUCAUUGGAGGCGGUGGGAGGCAUCUUGGUGGUGACUCCUACGGGGGUAGUCAAAGUGGUUUUGUAGGCAGUGGUGGACAGGAUGGAUUUAUCAGUAGUGGUGGUGGCCACCACGGGCAGGAAGGCCAUGUUAGUAGUGGUGGACAUAUUAGUGGUGGCCAUGUUAGUGGUAGCCAUGUUAGUGGUGGCCAUGUUAGUGGUGGUGGCCAUGUUAGUGGUGGCCAUGUUAGUGGUGGCCAUGUUAGUGGUGGCCAUGUUAGUGGUGGUGGCCAUGUUAGUGCUGGCCAUGUUAGUGGUGGUGGCCAUGUUAAUGCUGGCCAUGUUAGUGCUGGCCCUGAUAGUGCUGGCCAUGUUAGUGGUGGUGGCCAUGUUAGUGGUGGCCCUGUUAGUGCUGGCCGUGCUAGUAGUGGCCAUGUUAGUGCUGGCCAUGCUAGUGGCGGCCAUGUUAGUGGUGGCCAUGUUAGUGGUGGUUCUGGGAGUAGUUUUGGACCUAGUGGAGGGCUCCAGGGCAGGUACUCAGCAGCAAGGACAGACAGCGGUAAGGGUACUGCAACCUCGUAUGCUUACUUCCGCCUGGGUGCUCCUCUCAGUGCAGGACUAACUCAAGGUUUUCAGGGCUCCAAGGGAAGCCCCCUUGGGGGACGGUCUCGUGGCGGCUCUACCGGUGUUUAUAGCUCCGUCGACUCCUUCAGCAGUGGAGGCAUAACUAGCGACGGGGGAUCUUUCGGCGGUGCUGACACGACUUCAAUAGGAGGUCAUGGCUCUGGUGCUUCCUUCGGUAGCGACAUCGGCGCAUCCAGCGGUGGCUACGACUCCUCCGGCUCCUCCAGCAGUGGCGGGUUCGGUGGAUCUCGCGGAAAUCUCGGAUUAGUCGCUUCCUCCAGCGACGAUUUCGCUGGUUCCGAAGGCACUUACGGAUCCGAUGAUUCCUUCAGUAGCGUUGGAUCCGGUGACUCUCUCGACUUCGGGUCUGGUAGUUCCUCCAGGAGCUCAUUUGGAGGCUACGUGUAUUGAAGAUGAUUAAUUGUUAUUCAUAAUGUAAAUUUUCGUAUUAAUGUAUAUGUAAUGUGCGUCAAUGUUCCAUAUUGUUUUUUUAUAUUAUAAGUAGCAAUUGCCUCUAUUGUAAAAUUAUUUUCUUACUGUUUUGAAACAAAUAAAAAUUGCAUUUAUGGAU
Messenger RNA from Procambarus clarkii (red swamp crayfish), 1519 nucleotides. RefSeq names its product loricrin-like. NCBI's taxonomy places the organism in Eukaryota, Metazoa, Arthropoda, Malacostraca, Decapoda, Cambaridae. The record is from RefSeq and is a predicted model, not a curated record.